Entrophospora sp. SA101 is the source of this 1182-nucleotide messenger RNA. NCBI's taxonomy places the organism in Eukaryota, Fungi, Glomeromycota, Glomeromycetes, Entrophosporales, Entrophosporaceae. The record is from the annotation of a GenBank genome assembly.
AUGUUGUUAAUUAAAAAUCAAAUAACGGGAAUAGACAGAUACUCUAUAGAAUCUGAAGAGCCAUUAUUGACUAGUCAUGAAGAUCAUCAAUUUAAUAUUAAUAACAACAUACAAAUUGCCGAAAGAGUAGUUGAUGUUAAAGGUUCAAGCUUUGCUGCUUAUAUACACGCUACUUGUGUAGUAGCAGGGACAGGAAUCUUAGGAUUGCCAUAUGCUCUUAAGCAAGGAGGAGAAUCACGUCUCGACACGUAUCAAGACAUUGGCUAUCAUGCAUAUGGUAAAUUUGGUAAAUACAUAUUAGUGGGUAUAUUCAACAAUGCGAUACUAGUCGGCGUUCCUAUUUUAUAUUUUAUACUGGCUGCUCAAAAUUUCGAUGCUUUAAGUGACAAUUUGGGGCUUCAUUUGGGAUUUCGAGUAUGGACAUGUAUCUGUGCAUCAUUAGUUGCAAUACCAUUUAUAUUAACUAAAACAUUAAAAGAAGUAUUGAUAUUAAGCAUAUUUGGCUCUUUUGCUACGUUUUUUUGUGUCAUUGUUAUAGUUGUCCUUUCAUUUCAAGAUCUUUCUGAUGUUCGCAAUUUACCGGAUCCACCUUCUCACGACUUUGUUGUAUUUUCUCAAUUUCCAAUUGCUUUGGCUACAAUAUCUUUUUCCUUUGGCGGUAAUAAUGUUUUCCCACACAUCGAAGAAAACAUGGAAAAACCAAAAAACUGGAAUAAAGUGGCUAUUGCUACCAUGAGUACAUGUGCUCUAAUGUAUAGUUUAGUUGCAUUUUCAGGAUAUUAUGUAUAUGGAGAUCUUACUACAAGUCCUAUUCUUAAUAACUUACCAAAGGGGUUGCCAUUGGAAUUAGCAUUGAUUUUUAUCACUAUCCAUGUACUUUUAACUGCGCCAAUUAUCAUGACUUCGUUUGCAUAUGAUACCGAGAAAUCCUUAAAGAUCACAACAGAAUAUCAUUCACCUUUGAUGGAAUUCUUUCUUCGAGCAGGAUUUCGUGCAUUCGCAAACUGUUUAUUGGUAUUUGUAUUACCCGUAGUAUUUUAUGUUAGAUUGUUUGGGUGGAAUAGUAUGACUAUUUGGGAAAUGAUUUUAAAUUUAUUUGUGAUACUGGUGGGUUUAAUUGGUUGUGUUGUGGGUACUGUGGACGCCAUUUCUUCUUUGCUAAAAGAUUUUAAUGAAAAUUAA